AUCAAGUGCAAUAGCUGUGGAAAGCUCGUCGGGUAUAUUUACGAUGAUGGGGCGCCCAUGACGGAUAGUCCUGGUCAGUUCCAUAUGGGUCCGAGUCAGGUUGUGCCUAGAAACCCUAGUGCUUUUUUAAUACACAACAUCUGCAAGAAAAAUCUUGUGCAAAUCUUCCACAUACCAGAUCUUUGAUUAGAAGCACUUGAAAUGAAGCAGCCAAAACUCAAGGUCAGUCGACCGCCCAUACAGAUGCCACUGGUACCAAGGUUUCUUGUUAUGGGGAAAUGUAUGAUUAAGUCACCAAGUGUGACCAAGCAAGAGAUUGCUAAUUAUUGGAAGCAGAGGCGCAUGGUGGAGGAAGAUCAUCUUUCUGCUGCUAUAAAGGCUGCAGCUUGGAAAAGGGCACAAAAUCUCUCUGAGCAUGAUUACCAGCAAUUUGAAUACUCCUUGAAGGCGAAUGAUGAGUAUGAGAAGCAGAACAACAAAGGAAAUGGUGACAACAAAGAGAUACGGGUGGGAAUCAAGGACUGGUGGAUGAAGAGCGAAUAUUCAUACCUAAACCAGCCAACCAUAAACUUGGUGGAUAACUGUAGACGACGAUACUCCACUUAUACCCCCCAAAUCCUAUGUGACAAGUAUGAUCCCCAACUACAACAUUCAGAAUUUAAUCGAGGAUUUUACAUUGAUCAGAUGGCAUGAUUUUUCUACUAGGGAUGCUUUUAUGCUGAUGAAGCUUGCAUAUUUGAAUAUUAAUGUUCACAAGUGUUGUACAUAUAUGAAUUGCAUUUUAAUUGAAAUAGACAUGUCAAAAAUGGUUUUGGAUUAAUGUAAAGCAUGAACACUUAUGGGGUCGAGUACAUAUUACAAUGUAUUAGACAUUCGAUAACAACCAUUCUAAACAUAUAUGAUAUAUGCCUAUAUUUUUGUUUUCGUUUAAA
Messenger RNA from Olea europaea var. sylvestris, 932 nucleotides. RefSeq lists its product as uncharacterized. NCBI's taxonomy places the organism in Eukaryota, Viridiplantae, Streptophyta, Magnoliopsida, Lamiales, Oleaceae. The record is from RefSeq and is a predicted model, not a curated record. Bases 202 to 693 code for a protein of 163 amino acids. The transcript has 4 exons.